GGGCAGCGAGCGGGCAUGAGCGGGUCCCUGAGCCGGGCGGCGGCGGCUCUGCUGCGCUGGGGGCGCGGCGUAGGUGGCGGCGGUCUGCCAGGGGCCGGCGUGCGGGCGGCGAGCUCGGGCGGCCAGGCGGAGCAGCUGGACGCGCUGGUGAAGAAAGACAAGGUGGUGGUGUUCCUCAAGGGGACACCCGAGCAGCCCCAGUGCGGCUUCAGCAACGCCGUGGUGCAAAUCCUGCGGCUGCACGGAGUCCGCGACUACGCGGCCUACAACGUGCUGGACGACCCGGAGCUGCGGCAAGGUAUUAAAGACUAUUCCAACUGGCCUACCAUCCCGCAAGUGUACCUCAAUGGCGAGUUUGUGGGGGGCUGUGACAUCCUUCUGCAGAUGCACCAGAAUGGGGACCUGGUGGAGGAACUGAAAAAGCUGGGGAUCCGCUCCGCCCUGACAGAUGAAAAGGACCAAGACUCAAAGUGAGGGCUCCAGUCCUCGCUGAGCAGAGUGCCCUCCUCAUCACAGUUGCUGCCAGAAAAGCCUUACUGAGUGGUGUCCUGUUGCUGCCUUGGUUGUGCUGGGCCUCCCGGCUUGCAAGUGGGCAGCUGCUUUUUCUUUGGUCUUUGGCUCAGAAUACCCUCUGGUGAACGUCUCACCACUGCACUGUAAAUCAAUGUCGUAAUCCGGUAUUGCUGUGACCCAGAUUUGUUCUGACAUUGUCUUGUAUUCUCUGCCGGCUUCAGGGGUCACUCCCAACUCUUGUCUGUGAGUUGGGUUAUAAAGAUGGCAACCCCCCUGAUGUUUUUGUAACUUCUAAAGGGAAAUGGUGGACAGAGAAGAAAAUGUGAUGGCUGGAGUGUUGUUUUUUAAAUAAAUUGCCAACACAGA
This is a messenger RNA of Acomys russatus (golden spiny mouse), 879 nucleotides long. It is a transcript of the gene Glrx5, whose product is annotated as glutaredoxin 5. NCBI's taxonomy places the organism in Eukaryota, Metazoa, Chordata, Mammalia, Rodentia, Muridae. The transcript is spliced from 2 exons. The record is from RefSeq and is a predicted model, not a curated record. Bases 16 to 474 code for a protein of 152 amino acids.